AAAAUAUGCGUGGAUAUCACCGUAUACCACACAUUCUAUGACAACAGCCCGUAAGAUGGCGUGUUGAGUAGUCUGAUUGUGGCAGUAGACAUGAGUGUCGUGUGCGGCAAUUUAUUAUUUUAAUAUUACUCUUUUACUAUUGUAAUAUGUCUCAGAGUUCAUAUUCACGGGUUAAAAAAUACAGACAUUUUCAUCAACUGAAGAAAAAAGAAUCUGUAAACGUAGAAGGCGCUAAAGAAAAAACUCCGGAUUACAGUGAACGCAAUAAUGCCGAUGAGGAAGAGGUUAGUUUGCCAACAGCCAAUGAAAUAACUAUCCGUAGUGGAUCUAUUGUGGAUCAAAUUAGUGGAGAUGUCGAUGUUCGACAUCUCGAUGAUAAUGCUAGUGCUUGUGGUGAUAGUUGGUCGGGUGGUGAUGGUGAUUGUGGCUCGUAUAAGCAUCUUAAUGAUUGCAUCAGUGAAUCCAAUAGCAGCGUUGGAGACAGGGAUGAACCAAUUCUUGGGGGCUCAGGUUGUGAUGGUGAUUCAGAUGACAUUGACAAUGAUUUCAACAAAGUAUUCACUGACAGCAUUGGAGACAAGAAUACACAAACUCUGGACAAAUUGGAACCGCGGGGAAUGGAGCAAAAAAUUAAUCAAUGGGCAGUGAAAUUCAGAAGAGCUACAACAGCAGAAGCAAUCGAUGAAUUGUUAGCCAUUUUAAGAAGUGAAGGUUACACAUCAAUACCCAAGACUACACGGCAGCUUUUGCAAACUCCCCAUUGCAGACACCUAACAACCAUGAGAGGAGUUCAUGAGAUUCCAGGUGAAUUCAUUUAUUUGGGAAUCGCCUCGGGACUCAGAAAAAUAAUUUCAACUCAAAUUUAUCGAGAAAACGACAUUUCUCUUCUGGUUCAUAUUGACGGUAUGCAGGUAUACCGGAAUGCUAAGAAGGAAAUUUGGCCAAUUUCAAUAAAAAUACAGCAUCCAAAUUACACUACCAAACCCUUUGCUGCCGCGAUUUAUUGUGGGGAUGGGAAACCAUUAUCAGCCACAGAAUUCAUGACUGAUUUUGUUGAAGAGGCCAAUGAACUCCAAGAAAAUGGUUUGCGCAUUGAUGACAAGGUUUUUGAGGUGAAAAUUGUAGCAAUAGUGGCUGAUUCGCCAGCUCGAGCAUUCAUUUGCUGCCACAAAGCUCCUGGAGCCUUCUAUGCCUGUGGAAGGUGUUUCACCAAGGGCAUUACAGUAGGUUGUGGAAGACGAGGAAAACGCAUAUAUCCAGUGACCAAUGCAAAUUUACGCACUAAAGUAUCCUACGAGACGCGAGUUCAACCAGAACAUCAUUAUGAAGGUUCUGUGUCCCCGCUGCUCUCUUUGGAUAGAUUCGAUCUGACAAAACAAGUGCCAUUAGAUUUAAUGCAUUUAUUCUAUUCUGGUAAUAUGAAAUGGCUGCUGGAUAAAUGGCUAACGAGAAGUUCAGCCCAGAGGAUCAAAUUAGCUGAUGUUCGUCGGCUUGAUGAAUUUUAAACAGUAAGGAAUUCGUUAAGGAUUUGAGUGAAUAUGCUGGAUCUCUGCUAAAAAUUUGUUUCGAGACGUUACCUGAUGUUUAUAAUGAUGAAGGGGCUCAAG
Messenger RNA from Diachasmimorpha longicaudata, 1607 nucleotides. RefSeq lists its product as uncharacterized. NCBI's taxonomy places the organism in Eukaryota, Metazoa, Arthropoda, Insecta, Hymenoptera, Braconidae. Bases 147 to 1505 code for a protein of 452 amino acids. The transcript is spliced from 2 exons. The record is from RefSeq and is a predicted model, not a curated record.